AUGUAGUAAGAAUCAUAUUCUUAAGACGCAAAUAUAUCCCCAAACAAUUAUCAAUUAAGCACCCCUACCAAAGAAAAGAAGCAAAAUAAAACCAAUCAAUCAACCACAAUACAAUCUCCUAAUAAUAAUGAUUUUUAUUCUCCAAAAAAUGUCAACCCUUGGAAAACUCCAAAGUCCUUAUUAAAGAGCAAUCAGAAACAAACUACUCCUGAUCAUUCCUAAUAGGCAUCUCCCUAUGGCGAUCGCUAUAUUCCACUUAACGUCUCUAGAAAUCUAUUCAAUAAACAAAUACAACCCUUUGAGAUUGAAGAAGAGAAUGCCUACGAGGAACUCUUGAGUGAAAAUGUAUUAGAAAUAGAUGAGAACAAACAUUCAAGCAUUUUGAAUUUUAACAAACAAAAACCUGAGAAAUUAUAGACUAAUAAAUAGUUAGAAAAUCCAAAAAGAAAAAUUGAUACCUUGCCAAUCAAAGUACUUGAUGCCCCAGGCUUGGAUGAUGAUUUCUAUUAAGACAUCUUGCAUUGGGGCAAGAACAACCUCAUUGCCAUAGGAUUAUAGAGGAGUGUCUAUUUAUACAGUGUAGACACUUCUAAAGUUUUUUAACUAACACAACGAUUCAACAAUUAAGUUAAUCAAAUACAAUACACUUCCUUGUAAUGGAAUGCAAAUGGGCAGAUCCUAGCCAUGGGAAGCUAUGAUGGGCAAUUAAAACUGUGGGAUUACAAUAAAAAUGCCUAUACAGGAACCAUGAAUAUGUCUUCGAAAAGAAUCAGUACUAUAAGUUGGGCCAACUCUAAUAUAUUUGCCUAUGGUAGCAAAGAUAAAACUAUCCAUAUAUGUGACAUCAGAGUACCCACAUACUCGGUGUUUUAAUUACAUGGACAUACCUAAGAGGUUUGUGGGGUCACUUUUGAUGGAAAUGAACUAUAACUGGCUUCAGGAGGCAAUGAUAAUAGGGUUUUCAUUUGGUAGUUAAGGGGAGGGAAUACAUAUGCGGAUAGUCAAUAUGUCUCAUGGGAAAUUAAAUCGCAUAAGGCAGCCAUCAGGGCUUUGGCUUGGAACCCUAAUUCAAGUGGAAUUCUAGCAACAGGAGGGGGAAAUCAAGAUAAAACUAUUAAAAUUCAUAGUUCGUUAACCAAUACGGAAAUCAAUAGUGUUAAUUGUGAUUCUCAGGUUUGCAAAUUAAGAUUCUCUAAAAUUAUCAAUGAAUUGGUUUCAACACAUGGUUACGAAAAAAACUAAAUAUGUUUAUGGCAAUAUCCAACAAUGAAAAAAAUCCAUUAGCUAGAAGGACAUUCUGAAAGAGUGUUAUAUUUAUCGGCAAGUCCUGACGAAUCUACUAUAUUGACAGGGUCUGGAGAUGAAACAUUAAAAUUCUGGAAAAUUUUCCCAUCUUAAAUUUCCAAUAAUAUGUCUUCACUUCUUACAAUGUGUGAAAUUAGAUGA
Molecule: messenger RNA, 1446 nt
Organism: Paramecium tetraurelia
Lineage: Eukaryota; Ciliophora; Oligohymenophorea; Peniculida; Parameciidae
Exons: 2
Biological process (GO): anaphase-promoting complex-dependent catabolic process; positive regulation of anaphase-promoting complex-dependent catabolic process; positive regulation of ubiquitin protein ligase activity
Cellular component (GO): anaphase-promoting complex
Molecular function (GO): protein binding; ubiquitin ligase activator activity; anaphase-promoting complex binding
Source: RefSeq, a predicted model, not a curated record